Messenger RNA from Trichechus manatus latirostris (Florida manatee), 1860 nucleotides. RefSeq names its product RNA polymerase III subunit D (gene POLR3D). The record is from RefSeq and is a predicted model, not a curated record. Gene Ontology annotation, molecular function: DNA binding. NCBI's taxonomy places the organism in Eukaryota, Metazoa, Chordata, Mammalia, Sirenia, Trichechidae. Gene Ontology annotation, cellular component: RNA polymerase III complex. Bases 1 to 1197 code for a protein of 398 amino acids. Gene Ontology annotation, biological process: tRNA transcription by RNA polymerase III. The transcript has 8 exons.
AUGUCGGAAGGAAACGCUGCGGGCGAGCCCAGCAUCCCCGGAGGGCCCCGACCCCUCCUCUCUGGAGCCCGGGGGCUUAUCGGGAGGCGGCCGGCGCCCGCCGUUACCGCGGGGCGCCUUCCCUCCGUCCGCUCCAGGGACCUCACCCUCGGGGGAGUCAAGAAGAAAACCUUCACCCCAAACAUCAUCAGUCGGAAGAUCAAGGAAGAGCCUAAGGAAGAAGUAAUUGUCAAGAAGGAGAAGCGUGAAAGGGAUAGAGACCGACAGCGAGAAGGACAUGGACGCGGCCGGGGUCGCCCAGAAGUGAUCCAGUCCCACUCCAUCUUUGAGCAGGGCCCAGCUGAAAUGAUGAAGAAAAAAGGGAACUGGGAUAAGACAGUGGAUAUGUCAGACAUGGGGCCCUCUCAUAUCAUCAACAUCAAAAAAGAGAAGAGGGAGACGGAUGAAGAAACAAAACAGAUCCUGCGCAUGCUGGAGAAGGAUGAUUUCAUCGAUGACCCUGGGCUGAGGAAUGAUAAUCGAAACAUGCCUGUACAGCUGCCUCUGGCUCACUCUGGGUGGCUGUUUAAGGAAGAGAAUGAAGAACCAGAUGUUAAACCUUGGCUGCCUGGCCCCAAGGAAGAGGACAUGGAGGUGGAUGUGCCUGUUGUGAAAGUGAAAGAGGAGCCACGAGAUGAGGAGGAGGAGACCAAGAUAAAGGCUCCCCCCAGAGCAGCCCGGAAGACCCCGAGCCUCCCGAAGGACGUGUCUGUGGCAGAGCUGCUCAGGGAGUUGAGCCUCACCCAGGAGGAAGAACUACUGUUUCUCCAGCUGCCGGACACCCUCCCUGGCCAGCCGCCCACUCAGGACAUCAAGCCUAUCAAGACAGAAGUGCAGAGCGAGGAUGGACAGACGGUGGUUAUAAAGCAGGAGAAAGAUCGGGAAGCCAGGCUGGCAGAGAAUACCUGUACCUUGGGUGACCUGACAGAGGGCCAGGUUGGCAAACUGCUCAUCCGCAAGUCAGGAAAGGUGCAGCUCCUCCUGGGCAAGGUGACUCUGGAUGUAACGAUGGGAACUUCCUGCUCUUUUCUACAGGAGCUGGUGUCCGUGGGCCUUGGAGAUAGUAGGACGGGUGAUAUGACAGUCCUGGGACAUGUGAAACACAAACUUGUGUGUUCCCCCGAUUUUGAAUCCCUCUUGGAUCACAGACAGCGGUAAAAUAAGCAGAUGGAGGAUGAUGGCAACUGCCCAUGGCUGCUGGCUGCUUGAGAUGUUUUGUUCUCGAAUCUGUGAGACCCAGAAGGGGCCUGUUUAGCCUACCCACUCCAGCCUUUGGCAACCAUUGUCCCAGUGAUCCCCAUAGGUCCCAAAUGCCAAGCAGCUCCCUCCCACAGCAGCUGUAAAUGGCAUAGUAACCUACCCACACUAUGGGGGACUUGGCCCUGUUAUUUAUUUUUAUAUUUAUGUCUUAACUUCCUAAACUGACUGCAUCCUUCCAAGGUAAAGAGAGGAGCAUCUGUGGAAAACUGCGGGCUAUUUCUCUUGGUGACCCUCUUGGUUCUCAGAGUAGGAAGUAUAAGGACUGUUGUGCUUUUGCCCCCUCUUUCUUCCUGAGGGGCAGUGCAGUAUAGAGAGCACAGGAUUUUUGAGUCUAAGACUUAGUACUCACUCCCAGUUCCGUCAGCUGCUGCUUGUGUGACUUUGGACAAACUACCUAACCUUUCUGAGCCUCGUUCGUAUUCCUCAUCUGACAAAAAUGGGGAUGAUACCUACCUCACAGGAUUGGUGUGAGGACUAAAUGGAAGAGUGUAGAUGAAAACUCCUUGCACAAGGCCAGACAUAUACACAGUCGGCGCUCAAUAAAUGUUACUUUCCUUUUUC